CCUGAGUCCCACCACCACCUCCACACACACACCCCUCUCAUCUCCAUCUCCCCUCCCCUUCUCCUUUUCACGGAUCUUCAUUCAAACCACCUUCUCACACUUUCCUCCACCAGCAUUAACACCAACACCGCUCAAAGCUUGUGCUCUUCUGGACCGGAGAUCUGGAGAUGAAGAGACACUUUACGCUUUUCUGUCGGACUUGGAUUGGAAUAGCAUACGCCUCAGGUCUGGUGAUAGGCUUUUCUAUGACUCCACCCAUCCUCGACGGCUCCAGAGACGAUUUAGUGAUUCCAGUCAACCAAACACUCUCCAUUACAUGCAGGGGACAACGGAUUUUAGCCUGGGACUGGCCUGACGAGGGGUUGCUUGGACAGGAGCACACCAACCGGCAGGCCCAGCUACCAACCACGGCCGCCCCUCGGCAGAGGGUGGCCCUCAUCAGCGAGUGUCCCGGGGAGCCUGGGAGACAGUACUGCAAGAGGCUGGUGCUGAAGUGGGCGCAGGGCACAGACACAGGCUACUACCGCUGCUAUUAUAAGGAUGUCAAGGCCAUCAUUGACGGCACCACUGCCGUCAGCGUUUAUGCUUUUGUCAGAGACCCUGCACAGCCCUUCCUCAAAAGAGCCAACAGACAAGACCUGGCGACCAUUUUCAUCACUCGCUACUCCACAGACGUCAUAGUGCCCUGUCUGGUCACGGUGCCAGAUCUGAACGUCACUCUCUUCUCGUAUGGCGCACCUCUGGAGAUGAGUGGGAUGACAUGGAACAACAAGAAAGGCUGGUCCAUUCCCAGAAAAAUCAUUGAUAACGUGCCACUGGUCUUUCUUUCAUGUGUCGCCACUCUGGGAGGCAAGGAUUACCAAUCUGAAAGCUACUUGAUCCACACCACAGGAAGUCAGGUUUACGAUGUCAAGCUGUUUCCUGAAGACCCAGUAGAGCUGAUGGUGGGGGAGGCCCUCACCCUGAACUGCACAGCGAUGGUAGAGUUCAACGCUGGGGUGGACAUCCAGUGGUCUUAUCCUGGCAAAGAGACGACCAGUUGGGCUGAGACUAAACAACACAGAGAAUCGUUGAGUCAUGCUACAGAGGCUGCUAGUAUCCUGACCAUCCAUAGUGUCAAUGCCACAGACAGUGGCUCCUACAUCUGCAACGUCACCAGCAUGGAAAGAACACAAACCCUACAGACUCAAGUCAUGGUUCAUGAAAGGCCAUUCAUCAAUCUUGACUACCGAGAUGCACCUGUGGUGGAGGUAACUGCUGGCCAGAAGUCAUUUAAAUUACAAGUAAAUGUGUCUGCCUUCCCCCCACCUGAAUCACAAUGGUAUAAAGACGGAGUGCUGAUAAACCAGCGCCCGGAGUUCAAAAUGAAAAGGAUGAGGAUGCACUCUAACCACGUCUUGGAGAUUAAGGAGGUCUGUCAGGAGGAUUCUGGGCUGUACAUGGUGGUGCUGAAAAACAGCGCCGCUUUGCUGGAGAGGAGGCUCAGCAUCACGCUUGUUGUCAAUGUUCCCCCUCAGAUCCAUGAGAAAGAAUCAGCAGAUCCUUCCAGUCCUUACCCCAGUGGCAGCAGCCAGACGCUAACGUGUACGGCCUACGGCCUCCCUGAUCCAGCCGUCACCUGGCAGUGGAGACCAUGGGGCCCCUGCAACCUCAACAGCACCCAAAGCCAACUGGCCCGGCGCGACAGGAAGGGCCGGAGUGACAUGACUGCAGACUGUCAGGACUGGCAGGAAAUUAACUUAGAAAACGCCAUGAAUGAAAUUGAGUCUAUCGAAACGUCUGUUGAAGUGGUGGAUAAACGACAAAAGAUAGUGAGUAGACUUCAGAUUCGUAACGCCAAUGUUUCAAUCAUGUACAAGUGCUCUGCUGAAAACAAAGUGGGCAAAGACGAGCGGCUGAUCUACUUUUAUGUGACCACCGUCCCUGAAGGCUUCAGUGUGGAUGUUUACCCAUCUGAGAAUCCCCUGGAGCAAGCGAGAGUGUCUCUGUGCUGCACGGCUGACAACUACACCUACGAUCAACUACAGUGGUACCGCCUUAACCCUCAGGCUCUGCGGGAGCAGCAGGAUAAGCCCCAGGAGCUGGACUGCAGGAGCGUACAUCUCUAUGCCACGCUGCUUCAGGGCCAGCCUUCCUUCCAGGAACACUCCAACAGCUGGGUGUUGGACUUCACCAUCGAGUCCAUACGGCUGCAGGACGGGGGCCACUACGUGUGCAAGGCUGGGAGCAGGCGCAGCAGGGAGAAACAGUGCCUGUUCAGAUACCUCUCUGUGAAAGCCCUGGAGGCGCCCCGGUAUAAGCGCAGCCUCACCAACCAGACGGUGAAUGUGACGGAGUCUCUGCGGAUGGAGUGCGACGUGGAGGGCAGGCCUCUCCCCCGUCUCUCCUGGUUCAAAGACAACCAGCCCCUCCACCAAAUGUCAGGGAUCCAGCUGCAGGAUUCAAACCGCACGCUGAACAUCCAGCGGGUCAGAGAGGAGGAUGCUGGGCUUUACACCUGCACCGCCUGCAACCAGCGAGGAUGCGUCCACUCCUCAGCCGCUGUGCGGGUCAUCGGUUCAAGUGACAAAGCCAACGUGGAGAUUGUCAUUCUCAUUGGAACUGGAGUCAUCGCCGUUUUCUUCUGGGCCUUGCUCAUUCUCAUCUUCUGCAACGUGAAACGGGUUAACCCUGCUGACAUAAAGACAGGCUAUCUGUCAAUCAUAAUGGACCCGGGGGAGGUGCCGCUGGAUGAGCAGUGUGAAUACCUGCCCUACGACUCGUCACAGUGGGAGAUCUCCAGAGACAGACUCCGACUCGGAAAGGUUUUAGGACAUGGUGCCUUUGGAAAAGUCAUUGAGGCAUCAAUCUAUGGCACCAACAAGAGCAACAGUUUGGACACGGUGGCCGUGAAGAUGCUAAAGGACGGAGCCACAGCCAGCGAGCACAAAGCCUUGAUGUCGGAGUUAAAGAUACUGAUCCACAUUGGCAACCACCUGAAUGUUGUUAACCUGUUAGGAGCCUGCACCAAACCCAACGGUCCUCUGAUGGUGGUUGUGGAAUAUUGCAAGUAUGGAAAUCUGUCCAACUUCCUGCGAGCAAAGAGGGAGUUCUUCCUUCCCUACAGGGAUCGGUCUCCGAAAACCCAGAGCCAGGUGAGGCGUAUGAUUGAAGCAGGUCAGAUGGACCAGAGAGCCCGCCAGCAGCCUCCCGCUCCGUCCUGCCCGCUCAGCAGUCCUCAGACUGCAUCAUCCAAGGCCUCCAAUCAGAAUCAUGUGGUGGAGAAAAUCGAAGACUUGUGGAAAACCCCGCUGACGAUUGAAGAUUUAAUUUGCUACAGUUUCCAGGUGGCUCGUGGGAUGGAGUUCCUGGCCUCCAGAAAGUGUAUCCACAGAGACCUGGCAGCCCGCAACAUUCUCCUGUCGGAGAACAACGUUGUGAAGAUAUGCGACUUCGGCUUGGCCAGAGACAUAUACAAAGACCCCGACUACGUCAGGAAAGGCAAUGCUCGCCUGCCGUUAAAGUGGAUGGCUCCUGAGAGCAUCUUUGACAAAGUGUACACCAGCCAGAGCGACGUGUGGUCUUUUGGCGUCCUCCUCUGGGAAAUCUUUUCACUUGGUGCAUCGCCGUACCCAGGGGUGCAGAUCGAUGAAGACUUUUGCAAACAGUUGAAAGACGGCGUCAGGAUGAGGGCACCGGAGACAGCCUCGCCUGAAAUAUACGGCAUCAUGCUGGCCUGCUGGCAGGGCGAGCCCAAAGAGAGACCCCCGUUUCCAGCUCUGGUUCAGAUCCUGGGAGACCUGCUGCAGGACAACGGCCUACCUGACGGGAAGGAGUUCACUCCUCUGAACCAUUCACAGAGCUCAGAAGACGAUGGUUUCUCACAGGCUUCAUCGCGGCCUCCGUCCGAGGAAGAGCUGAGACUGCCUUGCAACACUCACCCCACAAGGUAUUAUAACUGCGUGCCCUUUGGCGGGUGCGUGUUUGUGGGAUCCACUAAGAUAUGCCAGCCCAGAGUGAAGACGUUUGAAGAGCUCCCCUUGGAGAUGCAUCCACAGAAAGCCCCUCAAGAGAACCAGAGUGACAGCGGGAUGGUUCUGGCCUCCGAAGAAUUCGAGAGAAUAGAGCACAACCACAGGGGUGCCGUCUUAAAAAGUCGCAUGAGCAGCACCAGCAGCACGGAGCCUCUCAUGGCCUCCAGCGGUUCUCUGGGUCAGAGCACCGGCUGCUCGAGGAGCCGUCCCACUUUCUUCACUCAGCUGUCAGGACAGACCUUCUACAACAACGAGUACGGACACCUGUCCGAGGAGGGCUUCUGCGACUUCUACUCCCCAAAAGACACCCGCUGCCUGGCCUCUUCGAAUGUGUAAUUUUCUCCAAAGACGCAGACCAAAGAGGAUGGUUUGUGGGAGGAGUGCAGAUGACAUGCAUGAAGAGCAGGGUAUAGAUCCACCUGGCCAGACCUGCCUCCACCUCCCUCCUCCCUCCUGCUGACUCUACUAAUAGACUGAGCUGUGCCUGAAGUUCCUCUAACCAGCCACUGGGUGGCAGCAUUGUGUUCAGAAUGUUCCAAAAGUAUUUUCUAUUCAUGCAUUUAUAUUUUUAUCUUUUAUAUACAGAAUAGUCUUCCUUUAUUUGUACAAAUUAUGACUCUUACAGGAAGAAAUAAAGAAAUUUAUCCUUU
This is a messenger RNA of Cololabis saira (Pacific saury), 4663 nucleotides long. It is a transcript of the gene flt4, whose product is annotated as fms related receptor tyrosine kinase 4. Bases 168 to 4349 code for a protein of 1393 amino acids. The transcript has 30 exons. NCBI's taxonomy places the organism in Eukaryota, Metazoa, Chordata, Actinopteri, Beloniformes, Belonidae. Gene Ontology annotation, molecular function: transmembrane receptor protein tyrosine kinase activity; ATP binding. The record is from RefSeq and is a predicted model, not a curated record. Gene Ontology annotation, cellular component: signaling receptor complex. Gene Ontology annotation, biological process: multicellular organism development; positive regulation of kinase activity; cell surface receptor protein tyrosine kinase signaling pathway.